Messenger RNA from Saccostrea cuccullata (small rock oyster), 648 nucleotides. RefSeq lists its product as uncharacterized. NCBI's taxonomy places the organism in Eukaryota, Metazoa, Mollusca, Bivalvia, Ostreida, Ostreidae. The transcript is spliced from 4 exons. The record is from RefSeq and is a predicted model, not a curated record. Bases 103 to 648 code for a protein of 181 amino acids.
AUUUCAAAUGAAACUGGAGUAAGGGCUUUGGAAUCAAAAGGAAAUGAAAGUUUAAUAAAAGAUACAAAAGAUGAUGCUUUUACAAAUACAACUGAUGAAGUAAUGACUUCUAGAUCAGAAGACAGAAAAACAGAAGUUCAGCACCUUCAAAUAAAUACAGACCUUAUGACAUGUAUCUGCAAGAUGGAGGACUGUAAAAAUGGAAUUGAUGCGCUCAAAGAAAAAAUUCGUAAAUCACCUUAUUAUGUUAAAUAUGUUGAAUACCUAGCAAAGAAAAAUCCCCCGGUAAUGAACGUUACAGGAAACUGGCAUGAAGACAUUGGUAUUCAAGCUGCUGCAGAAAUCUUCAACAUUAAAAUAUAUGUUAAUCAGAUUCUUAAUCGGGGCGAAAACAAGAUUACUCUCUUUCUUCCAAAAGACACUGAUGCUGAAAGAUGGUUGAAAAUUUCUGUAGAUAAGGAAUCUCGCUACAAAUAUUUAUCAGAUUGUGACACGUGUAAUGAAGAAGAAGCAAAAUUGUUGGAGUAUGAUGACGUUUAUGAAAUGUAUGAUCAAGAUUCAACUAACAAAGAAGGUAAUCAUUUAAUGAAAAAAUGUUUAUCCUUCGUCAGGAAAAUUUGGCUUUUCAGAUUUCAAGUUUUGAGGUAA